Molecule: messenger RNA, 609 nt
Organism: Symbiodinium necroappetens
Lineage: Eukaryota; Dinophyceae; Suessiales; Symbiodiniaceae
Source: the annotation of a GenBank genome assembly
AUGGCUGCAAGGCGACGUCCGGCUUACAAGGGCCGGAGCUAUAGCAGAAGUUUUCCGGGCGAAGCCCCACCUCCACCAAGCAAAGCUAAGAGGAGUAGUCCAACAGGAGACGACGUGGAGGCAAGUUUCCUGGAGAGUGUUCUGGCAGAUGACAUCGAUGGCAAGGAUGCAGAGACUGCGGAGAUCACCGGAGCAGUGAAGCCAGUGGCUUCAGUGCCACAUGUGCCACCUCGUCCUGGCUUUUCAAAAGGAAAAGUUCAGAAGGCUUCAACUCUGGGGGACUUGUCCCGUGUAUUGGAGCAGACCUCCCAAGACGACGGCUCUUCCCCGGAUGGUGUGGACACCACUCCGGGCAAAGAAAUGCAGGGGAGCAGCCGAGUGCUUGAGAGACGGCUCUCCUAUGCGGCCGAGAGUCUGGAGGAUGUGGGCGCUGCAAUCCGUGAGGAGGAGCCUGGCUUGGACUGGCUGGAAGGCUUCUGGGGCCAGGUGCUGGCUGGCAGCGCACCGCCACCGGAGUGCAAGAACCUGCUGCGACGGUCCCUCCCGGCGUGGGUCGACAUGUACAAUCGCUGGCAAGCUCAGGGCGAUUGGAAGCCAGGGCAUGCGCCA